CUCCUUCAGUGAGGACUCACCUUUCAACAGUUCAAGUGGAGUUUUGAUUGUAUCUCAUGGAGGGCAUGGUCACCCGUGGACUGUGGAUGGUCGUCUUUCUCUUGGGAUGUGGGCGACUGUCUGCGUUCAACCUGGACCCCGACAAUGUCGUGCGAAAGAACGGAGAUCCAGGCAGUUUAUUCGGCUUCUCUCUCGCCAUGCACCGGCAGCUUGAUCCGAUUGAUAAGAGAAUGCUGCUGGUUGGUGCCCCGAUGGCGAAACGCUUGAGCCGUCAAAUAUCUGAAAGGCCAGGAGGACUGUACGACUGUGACAUCACCUCACCCUCUCCUACUUGCAACAGAGUUGAUUUUGAUAACAGUGAGAAUCCAAAAAUAGAAAGCAAACAUAACCAGUGGAUGGGAGUGACAGUCAGCAGUCAGGGGCCAGGAGGAAAGGUUUUGACCUGUGCCCAUCGCUACCAGCGUCGGGCCAAUGUGAAUACAGCUAUUGAGUCCCGUGAUAUUAUUGGCCGCUGCACCGUGCUGAGUCAGUCCUUGACCAUAGAUCCCUACUCGGGUGAAGAGGGAGAUAGCUGGCAUUUCUGCGACCAGAGGCCCAGAGGUCACGAGAUGUUUGGCUCCUGCCAGCAGGGCAUCUCGGCCACAUUUGACAAGAACUACCACUACCUCAUCUUUGGGGCUCCUGGAGCAUACAACUGGAAAGGUAUUGUACGCUUGGAACAAAAGAAUGAAUCCUUCCUGGAGCAGGGCAUCUUUGACGACGGUCCUUUUGAGGUGGGAGAUGAGACUGAAAAGAAUCCUGAUUUGGUCCCGGCUCCUCCCAACAGCUACCUUGGUUUCUCUCUGGACUCAGGGAAUAGUCUGACCAAGAAGGGCCAGCUGACAGUGGUGGCGGGAGCUCCCAGAGCGAACCAUAGCGGAGCAGUGGUUCUGCUGAAGACAGCCGGCGAAACAAGUCGCAGAUUGGUAGAUGAGUACACCCUGGAGGGGGAAGGGCUGUCCUCGUCUUUUGGCUACGAUCUGACUGUGCUGGAUCUCAAUGCGGAUGGUUGGCAGGACAUUGUGGUGGGAGCACCUCAGUACUUUGAGAAGGAGGGGGAAAUCGGAGGAGCCGUCUACGUGUUUCUCAACAAAGCUGGAAAGUGGAACACAGUCAAGCCCACCAAGCUAUAUGGGCCCAAGGAUUCUAUGUUCGGCCUGGCUGUGCAAAACCUGGGAGACAUCAAUCAGGAUGGUUUCGAUGAUUUUGCAGUGGGAGCUCCUUAUGACAAAGAUGGUGCAGGGGCUGUUUACAUCUACCACGGUGCAAAAACAGCCACAGGUCUCAAGUCUGAAAAAGCUGCACAGAUUCUGCAAGGCAAAGGUUUAGGAGUGGAGCAGUUUGGCUACUCUUUGGCAGGCAACAUGGACCUGGAUAGGAACACCUACCCUGACCUGGCUGUUGGAUCCCUCUCUGAUGCUGUCUUUGUCUUCAGAGCCCGUCCAGUUAUUAACAUUCAGAAGGAAAUCAAGUUCACACCGAAUGAAAUUGACCUCAGCAACAAGAACUGUGGCGACAACUUCUGCUUGACAGUUGAGGCAUGCUUAACCUACACUGCCCGCCCCAAGAGCUACGCUCCCAAACUGACGGUGGAGUACUCCCUCGAGGCGGAUGCUGAUUACGGGCAGAGAGGUGUUAGUACCAGGGCGACCUUCUCCGAUUCUUCUGGUCCUACCUCCAGAGGGACCGUCACUAUAAGCAGCAAAGGAAAGAAACAGUGCAUUACUCGUGAGCUCAUGAUAAAGACAGAUAUUCGAGACAAGCUGCACGGGAUCCCCAUCGAUGUGUCUGUGAACAUCCAGGAUGCCAAGCGUAAACGCAGACAGAGCUCAUCUGAACUGCAACCUGUCCUGGAUGCCAAUGAGUCACCGAAAUUUCGCUCAGAGGUGAAUUUCCUGAAGGAAGGUUGCGGCAGCGACAAAGUUUGCCAGAGCAAUCUGCAGGUGAAAUAUCGCUAUGGCUACAGGACAACUGAUGAAGACACGUUCACUCCAUUAGAGCUGGAGGGUGACGUGCCAGUGAUCUCGCUCAGCAACCAGAAAGACAUCGCCUUGGAGAUCAAAGUGUCCAAUCUAAAUGCAGAUGAUGCACAUGAAGCCUCUUUGACCGCCUCCUUCCCACAGUCUGUUACCUACGCCGCUUACCGCGUUCCAGCUAAUGAGGGGCCUGUAAACUGUAAAGCCAAUAACAACGGUUCUAUGGCUAACUGUGACCUUGGAAACCCGUUCAGAGCUAACUCAGAGACGACCUUCUAUAUUAUUGUGAGUAUAUCAGGCAUCUCUGGCGACACCAAUGAGUUGGAGAUUGAUCUUCAGCUAGAAACGACGAGCGUUCAGAAAAUACCUCCUGUUAAAGCAAAGGCAAAGGUGGCCGUCAUGUUGCAGCUGUCUAUAUCAGGAAACGCCCAGCCAUCUCAGGUCUACUUUGGAGGAGAGGUCAAAGGUGAGUCGGCCAUGAAGACUGAAAAUGACAUCGGCAGUCCCAUCACACACCAGUUCAGAAUAAUCAAUCUGGGAAAAAAAAUGAAAGGCUCUGACACCGCCACCCUCAACAUCGACUGGCCAAAAGUGAGUGAUCAGGGGCAUUGGCUGCUCUACCUGAUGAAGAUCAGCGCCACUGGAGUGGAACAGAUGGAGUGCACUCCUAAAUCAGAGAUCAACCCUCUGGACAAGCAACCAACUAACACAAGGACAAGAAGAGCAGCAGGAAAACUCCUGGAAAGAGACGAGGGCACACUUUCACGUCUACUUGCCUCGAAGAAUUCUAUAACUCUGUCCUGUGGCAGUGGGGCAAAAUGUGUGAGGAUAACAUGCCCCCUGCGGGGCAUGGACAGUAAUGCAGUCAUCACUAUCAACUCUCGCCUCUGGAACAGCACCUUCUUAGAGUAUUAUCCAAAGCUGCAUCAUGUGGAGGUGAUAAUGGGGGCCUCUCUGCAUGUUGAUAGCACAGCACAGAACAUAGUGCUGCAAAAUGCUGAGACACAGGUGAAACUGACGGUGUUCCCAGAGAGGCGUGCAGCCUCGUAUGGAGGAGGAGUGCCCUGGUGGAUCAUCGUGCUGUCUAUCCUGUUUGGGCUGAUGCUGUUGGCCCUGUUGGCUUUCCUUCUGUGGAAGUGUGGCUUUUUUAAGCGUGCCAAAUAUGAAGACAAGGUUCCCAGUUACAACGCUGUUCGGAUCAAACGCGAGGAGAGAGCAGUCAACCCUGGGAAUGGUAACUGGGAAAACCUGGAAAAGAAACCCUGGAUGACAACCUGGCAUGACAAAGAACAUUAUUCUUAACAGCCAAUGAGAUCCGACUCCACACCGAUUCCCUGUCGCUUACUGAUGAGCUCCCAAAUUGACUGAUUAUUUCCUGCCUUGUGUUUGCACAGCAUGGACUGUAAAUAUCAAGAAACAAAGAAAAUCAUUUGUUAAAAAAAAGAUGAAAAAGGACUAAAUUCUAGAUCAAAACUGCUUUAGGCUGAAUUGAUCUCGGAUUAAGUCUGUAUGAAUCACUGGAAGAAGAGUUGUAGUGUGGGAGAUGGUCCUGCACAGCUACUGUCUGUCAGAGCUUUGGAACUUGUUUUGUACAUUUACUACAUUCACAGUGUUGACUGGGGGAGGGAGGGUAGGUAUGUUUUUAGAUUUUUUGUACAUUUUUUGAAUGGUUUUGCAGAAUUGUUUUGUAUUUAUUCUUUGUGAGGAGUACUUUGUUACAUGCCCUACAGGCCAAAGAGUCAUGCAAUGCAUACAUAGGCGACUUUUUUUCAAACUUUCCCUAAGGUGAUUUGUUUCUUCCCCCCAAUUUAAAAGCCCAUGUUUUAGCAUUUCUAUUGUACAUCUGCCUUAACUAUUGAUCAAUCAGCAUUUUUCAUGCUCAAGAUGCCUCAGGUUGUUCAUUAUAGAGGAAGUGCAACUUAAAUUACAGUCGUGUAGCUCUUGGUUUUUAGAACUACGACCUCUAAAGCCUCUGCAGAAUUCACCUUUUAUUCCCUGGCUGUAAAAUAAGAAAAAAAUGAGAGCAAACAAAGUUUUUGAAUAAAAUUUUUAAAUGUCAUA
This is a messenger RNA of Epinephelus lanceolatus (giant grouper), 4076 nucleotides long. The record is from RefSeq and is a predicted model, not a curated record. NCBI's taxonomy places the organism in Eukaryota, Metazoa, Chordata, Actinopteri, Perciformes, Serranidae.